UGUUUUAGGUAGUUAGUAACUAGUAACAUUGUCAACUAGCUCAGAUAGAACCUGAGCUUUUUCUAUAUUUUGUAUUUGCUCUAUUUGUUUUGGUAUACCGGUAAGAUACAACAUCGCCAAAAAUAUUUACGGUGUACGGAAUGUAGCAAUAAAUUCCUAUUUAUUGUUCAUAAGGCGAUUGAAAGUUUGUAUUUGGCAGCGUCAGCUUGCUUCCUUUCAGAGCAGACAACCAAAUUAGAUUUCAAAAGAUCAACGCAGAGAAACUGUUUUACAAAAUUUUCAAAUGUCCUUUCGAUUUUUCUUUUCUUAUGAUUGUACUAGGGUUCGACGGAAUUUGUCAAACAUAUUUUUGGAUAUGAUGAACGUAUUUAGUUCUUUUGGAAACAUUUUUUUCUCUUGGAGACACUGAUGUGGAAAAAGAAUGAUUUUUUUUUCUUGACUGGUCAUGAGAAAAUAAGUUCUCAGAAAGAAAUGAAUAGCUGUAGAGCGAAUUGUAAAAGAGAAAUGAUAUUUGUAUAUUGUGUACAACAAAAUGUAUAUAAAAAAUGUGCAUACAAAAAUAGUAUAUAUAACAUUUUACUGAAAAAAAGUGUUCUCUCACCUUCUAGAAUGUAGCAAUGUAAGUCUCGACAAAGAUUGAUUUAGUGUAAAAUGACAAUGCAUCUCUAUUUAUUUCUAUAAUUUUAUUGAUGUUAGAACUAAUUGGUCGUUUAGUAUGAUUUCUUUUUUUUUUUCUUCAAUCCAAGUUCUUUCUGUUCUAUUUUUUUUCCAUCCUGUCUUUCCUUUCAAAAGUCAACAAGAGGACAAUAAAAGAAAAUAAUGAUCUAUUCAACUCACAAACUUUUAUUAUUUGGUUGUUUAUGCUAAUUAAUUUUAUUAGUCUAACGGAAGAAGAAAGUUAAAAAAAUGACCUAUGUUAAAAGGUUAUAUAUCUUGUAGUUUGAUAGCAAAGUUUGUAAUUGUCAUUUGAGAUACUUAUAAUCAGCAGCAAAUACAAGUAUUAUUGGAAAAUAUAAAUUAAUUUGGCAACAGAACUUAUAACUAUAAUUUGAAAUAUUUAUAAUUGGAGGCAAUUAUAUGUAUGCAUUGAGAAAUGCAAAUUGGAAGAAACCAACUGUUGAACCAGGUUAAAAUGUUAGUAUUGGUUUAUUUAUGAUUUUUUUUUUCUAUGGUAUACGAUGUCAGAUUUUUUUAUUAAAUUUUAAUUUCAACAAUGCUAGGGAACUAAGAUGCUUUCGGCCAAAAACCUGCUAACUCUUAUUGGGCUGAGAACAUGAAACCCAGUCCACUUCAGCAACAUCUCAAAUUAACCUAGGCAAACACAAUUAACUUAAGUGAACCCUCUCAUCUCCUUUCACCGUUUCACCACAUCAGACCUACAUUACCAUACACGGCUGUGCCACACCACCACUUUCAUCGCAUGGCGUUCUCUUCCGCCGUCGAUGGCCGCUGUGCCUCGGACCACAUCGUGCGAGCAACUUCAAUUUUCCAUAGCUAGCUACGGAACGUUGCAAAGCUUCUCUCCUGUUGGCUUGGUCAUUGGCGCGUCAGUCGGAAUCACGCCCAUCUCCGCCGCAGCGACGUCAUGCCACCCAGUUGCGAGGAAGAAGGCGGUUCUGCUUGUCGACAAGAGUGCGCCGCUGCUGCUGCAUGUAGGUGUAGGCGCCAUUGAAGCAUCUAUUCCCUGCUACUAUAAACGCGACAGAACGUCCCCUACCCCAGCCUCAAAACAUCCCUUGCGAGAACUAAUUGUUUUCAUUAAAGGAUUCGGGGCUGUUUCUUGUGAAACCGCAGCAGGAUUGUAUUGCAGAGAAGCCAACCAACAUGGAAAAAAAAGAAAUUGUUGGAGUCGCGAUGCUCGCCCAGCUACAUACAUGACAUGAUGAGCACGCUAUCUAAAAACAACUCCGUUGAGAAGCUUGCAGAGAUUG
Messenger RNA from Arachis ipaensis, 1931 nucleotides. RefSeq lists its product as uncharacterized. NCBI's taxonomy places the organism in Eukaryota, Viridiplantae, Streptophyta, Magnoliopsida, Fabales, Fabaceae. The record is from RefSeq and is a predicted model, not a curated record.